This is a messenger RNA of Styela clava, 4122 nucleotides long. The record is from RefSeq and is a predicted model, not a curated record. NCBI's taxonomy places the organism in Eukaryota, Metazoa, Chordata, Ascidiacea, Stolidobranchia, Styelidae.
AUUAAAAUUCAAUAUCAAAUACAGUAAAUUUUCUCAAUUAACUAGACUAAACAAAAGUUGUGACAUUAGAAAAAAAUAAUUAAUGUUAAAUAGACUUUAGUAGUUUUAUGUUCUGAAAUAUAAACAUAUUAAGAAUAAAAUAAUAUCAUUCCACGAAAUAGAAAGUAUAUUUGUUAUCUUUUGUUAGGUCGUAGUCGAACUUCUUCACACAAAUCAAGAUGUAACCUAAUCAAACAGCAAAUUAUGCUGUUGUCAUUUUGUAGAGAUUCUUAUAUCACUAGUUACUACCUCAUGCAAGCAUCAUGGUUGCAAUGGCCACAUACAGACAAAAAAUAAGAAUAAAGAAGGACGAGGAAAAAGGGCUUGCAGUUCAAUAUACACAUAUUCGGCGCUUCAGAAGUAUGUGUACUGUGUACCAUUAUGGAGGUAACUACCGUAACUUUGUUCACCUACUCUACAUCAAGUUGUGUGAAGAGACUGAAGCCUAUGGGUAGGGAAUUUAUUCAGGGGCGCAACCAGGCCGUUUUCAACGGGGGGUGUUUGUCAGGUUGGAAUUAACACAGUGAAACCACGACGUAAGUCGCAACGUCGCAAGGUGUCGCCCAAGUGUCUGAAACACGAUAAAUUGCUCCUGGUUAAUAGUGAAACGCCAUCGAUUAAAUCCGUGGUUCCCAACCGUCGGUCGCGGAGCGCUGCCGGUCCGCAGGAAAUUUCGUUGUUUUGAUACCGUCUCGAUGACCUUACCGUUGGAUUGGUUUAUUACACAAUUUCCAUUCCACCAUCAUUUUGCGACGUCUUUCGCGACAUCUUGGCGCCGAGCAAUCACACUAUUUGCUUUUCCGGCACCGAUUCAUAGCGAAUGCUCUCCAUCAAAUCUCGCAAGAUUCAGAAACGUAAAAAACGUAAAUUCAUUUCAUUUGAGGCGUCGAUCAACUGCAGAGCGAUUAAUAUGAUGAACCCGAUGGAAAAGAAAAAGCUUGAUUAAAAUUGUGAUUCUACUUUAAAGUCGAGAUUUGAAAAAGUAUUACUUGGCACAAUUUUGAAUAUCUCUUAAUAAAAAUACCCAUCUCUAAGUAAUCGAGCAUUCAAACUGUUGUGCUUAUUUUGAACCAGUUACGGCGUUAUGCGAAAAAUUGUCAUCACUAGAUUCAAUUAAAAAAGAAGCAUGGUGACUUCGUCGACGACGUAACUGAAGUUGAUACGCAGCGCACGACUAUGGCGACGCCAGCAGAAAGAACCAAGUGCAUGGACAAAAAGUUGCGACAUCGCAAUAAAAAUGUUAAACGGCAAAUGACGAUUCUUUUUUUGGUCCUUGUUCGUCGAGAUUCUCAAUCCGAACAUUGCACACAAUCAUGAUAUUUUUUUCGUAGAGUUAGCAUUUAAUAGCAGUUGGCAUGGGCUUGACAAACUUAUUUCAGAGCGAAGUUUUAACAAGUCAAUGCAUAGUGUAAAUCGUGGAUGAAAUCUUUAAAUUCUCUUCCAUCUUUCCAGACUCCAUUUCCAUUAUACAGAAUAUUUGCAUUUACCAUGUAAAUGCUUGUCAAGACAUCGAAGAUUCGGAAUACCAUGUUAGUCCCCUUUGAGGGAACAAAUAAGUUCUCAUUCGUUGGUCCAUACGAUCGACUCCACCCGUUUGUGAUUUACAAUACACAAGGGCUUUUCACGCUUCUAGUACCGUUUUGUGAACUUUUGAACGAACUUCCUUUGUAACGUAGGGGUUUGUGUGAAUUGUGGAUAACAACGCCACUAACUUCAUAUCAUGCCACAUACAGGCCAAAAAUUUGUUCAAUCGCAGGAAGACGGCAUUAUGAAAAAGAAUUGCAUAAGCGAUAUGAUAAGUACUGGCGCCACAUCGAAUAACGUUGACCGCGACGUACAGCUGGACGCCGCGAUAUCGACGAUACGCACGGCAUCACCUUGUAGUUGCACAACAACGUACGAUUAUCAUCAUGACGUAAUAUAGGUGCAUCAGAGCAUCGUCCAACGGCAACGCAGGCGAAAAAAGUAACAAACUUUGCUAACUUUACCGCUUUGUUGCUCAAAAAAUUCAAAUGCAAACAUCAUGCGAUUUUUUGUGUAUGGAAAGGUAAAUAUCCUGGUUACUUAACUUUCAUACAUACAUAUUUUAUUGUUUUUUUCGGAAAACAGCACUAUUAAUCGCUUUAAUUUUUGUACCAUUUUUUGGGGGGAAAUAUUUACGUUCAUCUUUGAAUCGAGCCUUACAGAAAACAAAUAAUUUGAUCAUUAGAUAGCUCUGAAAAAACUAAACUUCAUAUUUUGGCUUUUUUUGUGGCUGUAACUGUUUUAAAAAUAUAGCCAUUUAAAAACAUGACUCUCAAACUUCCGAACAAAUUUCAAAUAUGGCUUGGCAGCGAAAGCGUUAAAGAUUGGCAACCACUGGGUUAACGGCGCUUCGCUAUGUCUUGCACCUCAUGGUUAGCAAAACGCCGCAUAGCUAACAAAACGCCGUUAAUUAUUUUCAACGUUUCCCUCGCCUUGCUCAUUCAUUGAGUGAAUAUCUGUCUGAGCGAACUUGCUGUGUAGAGAGAGAGAGAUUGAGAUUUAUUUCGUCAGCCAGAAAACACUUGCUUGAAUAUAUGUCUGAGCGAACCAAGUGUAUGAGCAACUGAAAAAUUCUAAUUGUUACGUCAUCGUUGACUUUUUGCUGAUUGGUCAUUGUUACGGAUUACGGAAUAAACAUUGAAAUUGGCGGUCGGGGAAACAUCCAUUAAAAUCGACUAUUUACAAUCAACUAUUCGGUAUUUCGUCGUUCAUCAUGACCAGACCUCCAGCAAAUCAAGCUAAAUUGACGAGUUAUUUCCUCAGUCCUUCGGAUAAACAGGGCGAAAAUGUUGUGCCUGAAGUUGAAACGCUGUCUUUAGUACAUCUGGAUGAACCCCAAGCCUCUACGCCAAGCACCAGUGGAAGCCAAAAAGACCCGAUUCCACCAGCAGCUAACGUUAUAGGUCUAAUAGGUAGUCAAAUGGACAUUGGUACAUUUGAUCCAAACGAAAAAUCCACAGACCAACAAAAAUACGAUUACCUAACUAAUACCUGGAAGCCGAAGACAUCAUUCCAAUUUCCCAGAGUUGAGAAAAAAAUAAAGAAAAAGAUCCGCUAUCUGUCAUUUCAGAACAAAUGGCUUGAUUCUUACAAAUGGCUAGCUUAUAGCCCAUCGCAAAAUGGUGGAUUUUGCAAAUCGAGUAAAAUAUUUGCUCCCGAAAGAGUGAGAGGUGCCGAGUUGCGGGUUCUCGUGAAAAAGCCGAUGAAGAAUUAUAAAAAUGCCACGGUUAUUUUAGCAGAGCAUGCUACGAAAGCCUAUCACCAGCUAGCAAAUACAAAACCCGAGAAUUUUGUACAAGCAUACAAGUCAUCGCAAGGGAACGUUGUGGAGCAAAUGUCGCAUCAUCGAGAACAGCAAGCACUUGAAAACCGAAAGGGCAUGUUAUCUUUGAUCGAUAUAAUUGAACUGUGUGGUCGGCAAAUGCUCUCCCUCCGUGGCCACAGGGAUUUUGGCAAAAUCGAUCAACCUUCAAUCUUUGAAGCAAAUGAAAACGAAGGCAAUUUCCGUGCUUUGGUUCGAUUCAGAAUCCAAUCCGGAGAUCAGGAUUUGCAAAAAUUUAUUCAUGGAUCUGCAAAAAACGUACAGUAUACAAGUUGGGGCAUUUAAAAUGAAAUUGUGCAGCUCUGUGGGGAUUUCAUUAGAAAAUCUUUGGUUCAAAGAGUGACACAAUCUGGAUAUUUCUCCGUAUUGGCAGAUGAAACAAGCGACGUUUUAAACUGUGAGCAGUUUUCAAUUCGUAUCCGUUACGUAUACAAACCCGUGGAUGGAAAGCAUGAACUUCGUGAGGAUUUUCUUGGGUUUGUCAAGGCUGAAUCUUUGACUGGUGAACACCUUGCAAAUUUGCUGUUGGAGAAUUUAGGUGCAUGGGGCCUCGAUUUAAAUCAAUUGCGUGGCCAAGGCUACGAUGGCGCAUCAAAUAUGUCGGGAACCUUCCGCAGCGUUCAAGCAUUGAUUAAACAUCAAUAUCCCAAAGCUACAUAUACCCACUGUAAUUCGCAUUGCCUAAAUCUCGUCAUUGGCCAGGCUUGCCAAGUUGCUUCCAUACAAAAGUCUUUUCG